This is a messenger RNA of Hippocampus comes (tiger tail seahorse), 1339 nucleotides long. RefSeq names its product CD79a molecule, immunoglobulin-associated alpha (gene cd79a). The coding region runs from base 298 to 945 and encodes 215 amino acids. Gene Ontology annotation, cellular component: external side of plasma membrane; B cell receptor complex. Lineage: Eukaryota; Metazoa; Chordata; Actinopteri; Syngnathiformes; Syngnathidae. The record is from RefSeq and is a predicted model, not a curated record. Gene Ontology annotation, biological process: B cell differentiation; B cell receptor signaling pathway. The transcript has 5 exons.
UUUAAUCAGUUCAUUUUUUUAAUGUCAACAUACCAAGUGUUUGUCUGUUUGCCUUUUUUCAGUUCCCAUUUGAAAACGGAAAUCAUGCUAGCAGUUGGCAUUAUUAAGUUCAAAUAGUUCUAGUCUUUGUUUUCAUUCUGAUCCUUUUAUUUAUUUAUUUUUUAUAGCAGCUGGGACUUUUAUGCAAAUGUUUCAUGGUUACCGAAGCGUAAAUCCUGUCAGAACAAAUAGACAGAUCAUUUUGUUACAAGUUGUUUCUCUUCGCCGUGUAUUCAUCCAAGAUCUUACAUCAUCACGAUGGCCACAGUCUACAGCAUUUUUAUCAUUGGCUGCGUAGCAGUGGUCUCCAUCGGGGUGAAGGUAUCCUUGGAGGUGGACAGGCCUUGGCUGAGGGUCCACUUGUCCCAUCAGGCCGUGCUGGAGUGCUGUUACCGGACCGGCACAGCCUCCCUCCCAACCAUAUGGCUCGUGCACCGCCAGCCCGACAAUGGUACUGCCGUCCCGCUGUUGGUGCCUGCGUCAGACCGAGUGAGGUCGGGCUUCAGAACGUACGCCGGGGUCACCUGCGGGACCCUGACCAUUGGUGAGGUGAAAGUGGCCGACACGGGCCUGUACAGAUGUUGGUUCAACGACACCACCAUCAUCACGCCAGGCACCUACCUGCAGGUUUACAAGCCGCUGAAGAAGACGAUAAACCUCAGCGAAAAGACCAAAGACAGCAUCCUGAUGGCCGAGGGAAUCUUACUACUUCUGUGCGUCCUGGUGCCUUCGGCCACACUCCUCUGCAAAUCAAAGCAACUCCAAGCACUGAAGCAAAAGAAGGCAAAGAGGGAAGAGGAGAACAUCUAUCAGGGCCUCAAUCUGGAUGAUUGUGACAAGGCAGCGAGCCUCUACCAGGAUCUGGUUGCCAAUGUGCAUGAAGAAAUCCAGCUGGAGAGCCCAUGAGUGGAACAGAAGAAAUGAAAUUAGAGGGGAGGCGGAGAGGGACAGAAAUUGGAGUCCUUGUUUAUUAAACUGCAUGUGAUGUUUGCAUAGCCAAUGGAUUUGUAAUGGCAAGCAUAGCUUUUUGUAUCCAACAAUUUAGUGUCCCCAUCUCUAGUUUAUGAUUUGUACUUCAUGAGCAUUUGAGUUUUUUUAUUUUUUUUUAUUUUUAGGAUUUUUGUGGCAGUUCUGCUGAGGGUUUGGAUGUCUUUUUAGAAUAGCACACCGGGCUGUAAAUGCCUGUAUAGGUUGCCGGUCCCUGCUUGAGACCACCCUUUGUAUUAUGAAAUUUCUUAUGUUCAUGAUUUUCUAAAUAAAAUGUCGAAAGGUCUCUUUGUUGUAUUUGUUUUAAUUCAUU